AGGGAGUGGAGAAAGGGAUAUCGAAAAGGGUCGAGUGAGGGCAGAAUGGUCGUACUGGGUUGGAGUUUGAGCAUCGACCGGGACUACAAUAGCCGCAGCUGUAUAAGCAGCCUUCGAGGGAGAAGACUACAAUCAUCGUCAUCAACGUAGCAAUGACUUAACCUCUAUCAAAAAAUUCAUUAUACUCCUGUUGGCAAUUGUUGUCCCGAUCAAACUUUGCAUUUUUAUUUUGAAACUCCUUCUUUCUGCCUUCGUACGCACCCACGCACGGUCAUCACAAUCUCUGGCUCGCUCUCCCUCUCCUCGCCUUCCCAACCGUCCUCACCCCACUCUGGUAAUCACAAAAUAUUUAAUAUAUCUCACGCAACUAUUUCACCUGCAUGGCUCCAUUACAUUCAUUGGCAUCAUCGUCGUCAUCGCUGCUGGUAUUACUUUAAGCAGGUUUAAAUGUUUGAGAUAUAAUGACCUCCGCGACGAGUUUGCCUAUGCAGAGUACAAGAAUGUUGUCUAGUUCAUCGUCCCUCAGUCAGGUUCUGCAAUCUGAUCCAGUACGACGACUUUUCAAUCAACCUAAUAUUGUCAUUCAUGCCAUUCCUCGUAACAAUUCACCAACAGCUUUUAGAAUGGUUAGGCCUAAAUAUCCUACAGAUCAAAAGUAUUUAGUUAAUGGGGACUAUCAAUUACAAAACAAACCAGAUGUAUCGAUUCAGGUUGUCAGUUUAUCAAAUAAUGAAACUAGUGAGGUAGAAAAUCUCUUACCAUCUAAAAGCAAUGGAAAGUCUGAAAUUUUAUUAGUUCCUAUAACACGGAAAAGAAAGGAUUGUGGUCACUUUGAACCCUGUGAGAGUUUAGUCUGUAAUGUCAUUAUACAUGAAUAUAAAGAUGACGAAGGAAUUAAGCCACUUAUCUCCAUUAAUAUUGAAGAUAAUGAAAUAGAUGCUUUAGUCACAAAGCACUGUGAAUAUAAUAUAUGUGAUGCUCUUAGUAUAGAUCAUGAUUGUUGUCGUAGAGCAUUGAUUAAAUUAUAUCGUUGUGAUAAAUGUAUUAUGUGUGAUAUUUGUGGAAAUACAUUUAAAACUUGUAAAGCUCGUAUAAAUCACAAGAAAUGUAGAAGAAAAGAAAUUUAUCAACAUAAUACUGCCACUCCUUCAAGUAUAUUUAAGUUUAGGAUGCGGGAAAGAGAAUUACAAAUACUGGAAGCAACAAGAGCAAAACGGAGUUGUGAUUAUCUUGAUCCUAUAUUUGGUUUUAAUCGUACAAUGGAAACUUUAACAAAAAAUGAUGAACUCAUCAUUAUACCUAAAAUGCCUCCAUAUUUAAAAGGCUUUAAGACAAAUUUCGCCCCUUUUAAUAAUAACACUAAUAGUAGUAAUAAUAAUGAUCAUAUUAAUAAUAAUUAUAAUAGCAACAGCAGCAUCAACAAUAACAAUAACAAUAACAACAAUAAUAAUAAUGUAAACUUAAAAAGUAUUCUUGGAAAUGAUAAAAUGCAAACCUCCAGUACUGAUAAAGAAUUAACAAGCGAAAUGAUAUCUAGCAUUAUAUCGUCAUGUCAAAAUAGUUUAAAUAAUAAUCGAAUCCAAAAAAACAAUUCAUCACCAUCCAAGCAAAUUAAGUUAUCUGAUCAUUUUAAUGGAGGGAUUGUUAAUAUUAUGGACACCCCAAUUUCAGAAGAUCGCGAGUAUAUUAAUAUUGCUUCAUUAUGUUCAAAUACUAAUAAUUCAAGUUCAUCUGUUAAGCAACAUCAAGAGCCUAAUUUGAAAUCACCAUUAAGUCAUUCAAAUACAAAUCUACAACUCCAAAAUAAAAUUGAAGUGACAAAUAAAGAACCACCAGUAAAUAAUGUUCCUGAACCUAUUGAAGAAUCGAAAGAACAAAAGUGGAUAUUGCCCAGUGAAUCCUAUCCUUUUAAAGUAAUGCCUAUUAUUGAAUUAAAAUCCGAACCAUCGCUCCUUCAUCAAACUCAUGGAUUACCGAAGUUUUGUGUCGUAGCCGAUACUCCGGCAAUGCCACAACUUGUGCUUAACGUUAAAAGGCCAUACCAAAAAGAAAAUUCCAAUCAGCAGGAGAAGCAUACGCCGCCAUCGUCACUACCAAAAUUAUUGCCUAAAGCUGUUCAAGUGUUAAAUUCUGGUAAAUUCCGUCCAUUGCAGCCGGCUUUGUCUGGCACCACUCGAAAUAUUGAUUCGAAACUAGAUGGUGCUAUAUUGAUUAAGAAACAGAAAACGCGAAAAAGAUCGCGUAAGACACUUAAGUUACUUAAGAAAGGUAAAUACAGGUGUACAUAUUGUUCAAAGAGGUUCUCCUCGAUAGAUUAUUGUAGAGUGCAUAUAGCCAAACAUGAAAACAAUCCAAGCUUCUUUUGUCGGCUAUGUGAAAAAGGAUUUGUUAAUAAAUAUGUUAUGAAAAAGCACUUUGACGCCGAUCAUAAAGUUGGCGAAGUGCGUUGCGAAAUGUGCAAUAAUAUCCUGCCGUCACUGCAGGACCUGUUAAGACAUAUGAAGUAUCCAGAGACCAAAGUGAAACAGCAAUGCUCAGAGUGUUCUGAAUCCUUUGAUAUUUGUAGUAGUUUAGAUGUCCAUAUGCGAAAACAACAUGGUUUUCUUAUCUGUACUUUGUGUAAACGUCAAGUGACAAAGAUUAAAAUGAGGAGACAUUUGAUGCUUGAACACAGCAUCUCAAAAAAUCGCACAGAAACUGGAUUUAAUAAGUUAUGUUAUAUACCUAGUGAGAAUGAUAAGAUAUCUGAAAUAAAUUUGAUCAAUGAGGUUGUAAACCUUGUAAGUAAAUCAAGUGCAAAAAUAGAAUCAAUUACUGAAAAUAAAAUUGAAGUGGAUUGCAUUGCAAGAAGUCGAUCUAUUCGGAGAAGGAGUUCAAAAGAAUUUUUUGUCUGUACUGUGUGCGAUCGACGUUUUGAAAAUGAAAAACAGUUUCAGAUACAUUUAGCUAAUAAUCCAAUGAAAUUUACACUUUGUCCUAUUUGUGGUAGAAAGUUUCAUAGAAAAUCUGAAUAUACAGAGCACAGUAAAACAUGUAGUCUGAGUACUAAAGUAAUAGUGGAGCAAGCACCUAAAAGAAAGAAAUCAAACAUUGUGAAUGAUGAGUUAAUCUCAAAAGAUAUUAGAUUUCAGAACAGUAUUGACCAAAAAUUAAAUGAAACUCUAAAACUUAAUAAUGGUAAGAAAUUUAAAUUGAAACAUGAAAAAAUUAUACAGAAUGAUGAAGAUAAAAGCAUCUUGAAGAGCACAGUUACCAACAUUACAAUUGUGAAUGGUUUAAAACAAGAUUCUAGUGAUUGUUUGGACAUAUUGAAUGUUAUAAAAUUAGAAAAAAAUAUUCAAAAAAAUGAAAAUUAUGAUGUUAUAAAAGAGAACGAUAAAGAAGUUUUACUAUUGAAUGUGAAGCAAACUCAAAUAAAUUCCAAUAAAUCAGCAGUAUUGGAUAAGUUGAUAGCAGUGACAAACAUCAUUCAAGAUCAUAACUAUCAAGCAUUAAAAUGAGUUACAUAAUUAG
Messenger RNA from Ceratosolen solmsi marchali, 3513 nucleotides. RefSeq lists its product as uncharacterized. The record is from RefSeq and is a predicted model, not a curated record. The transcript is spliced from 4 exons. Bases 462 to 3500 code for a protein of 1012 amino acids. Gene Ontology annotation, biological process: regulation of transcription by RNA polymerase II. NCBI's taxonomy places the organism in Eukaryota, Metazoa, Arthropoda, Insecta, Hymenoptera, Agaonidae. Gene Ontology annotation, cellular component: nucleus. Gene Ontology annotation, molecular function: DNA-binding transcription factor activity, RNA polymerase II-specific; RNA polymerase II transcription regulatory region sequence-specific DNA binding.